Molecule: messenger RNA, 1416 nt
Organism: Lagopus leucura (white-tailed ptarmigan)
Lineage: Eukaryota; Metazoa; Chordata; Aves; Galliformes; Phasianidae
Product: monocarboxylate transporter 13-like
Biological process (GO): monocarboxylic acid transport; transmembrane transport
Molecular function (GO): monocarboxylic acid transmembrane transporter activity
Source: RefSeq, a predicted model, not a curated record
AUGAAUUUGGGAGUUUUGUAUUUAAAUUUGUGCUGCCUUUUCUCUAUCAGCCCAGAUAUCGACCUACCCUCCUGUACAGCAGAAUACAACAAAAGUAGGCCAUCUCUCCCUCAUACGUGUGUGACAGCCAUUGGGUUUAACAUGUACAGUAAAGAUAUUACUUCUUCACAUGCUUUACUUGAUUGCUCUGACAUGCCAUUCUGCUCUCUAACGUGUCUCUUGCUCCUGUUUGCUGUUGAUUUAGCCCCCGUUGCCAGCUCACUAUGUGUAAAAUACACCCACCGUGCUGUUGUGAUCACUGGAGGUCUCCUUGCAUUUUCAGGAAUGGCCCUGGGAUGUCUUGGGCUCAACAUGAUCUGGAUGUAUGCAACAACUGGCUUCCUACAAGGACUUGGGAUUUCCUUUUCAUGGACACCAGCCAUCAGCAUUGUUAGCCAUUAUUUUUCCAAGAAAAGAGCUCUGGCCAAUGCUAUUGCCAGUGCUGGAGAAUGUGUGUUUGCGUUUACAUUUGGGCCAUUUUUCCAGUGGCUGAUUGGUCAGUAUGGAUGGAAAGGUGCCCUCUUGAUCAUAGGUGGCACCCAACUCAACAUCUGUGUCUGUGGAAUACUAAUGCGACCCCUGACAAGCAGCUUCCACCCUGAGGUGAGCCAUCCUGAACCAACACCUGGCAGUGGUGCAUCUAAGACAGACAAAGAAGGGAAGUCUAUCAUCACACACAGAACCUUCAACUGGAUGCUUCUGAGGAGGGCAGAAUUUGUGCUUUACGCCAUGUUUGGCAUACUAGCUGCAAUGAGUUUCUUUGUUCCUCCGUUAUUUUUAGUUCCACUAAGCUACAGCCUGGGAAUAGACGAAUCUUGGACUGCAUCUCUCCUAUCCAUUCUGGCUAUGGUGGAUUUUGCAGGCAGACUGCUAUGUGGCUGGUAUGCCAAUCUCCACCUUACGAAAACUAUUCACUUACUGACAAUGACAAUCACCUUGAUCAGUACUUCCUUGAUGCUUCUGCCACUGGCUAACAACUACCUGUCCUUGGCAAUAUUCACUGGCUUCUAUGGAUUCUUCUUUGGCACAACAGUUGCUGUUCACAUUACAGUGCUAGCAGAAGUUGUGGGCAUGUCAGAUUUUGACAGUGCUUUAGGGCUUUUCAUGCUUAUUCGAAGCACUGGAGGAUUUUUGGGGCCUCCUCUUGCUGGUCUGAUUGUGGACAUGGCUGGAGACUACAGAGCAGGCUUCUACAUGGCAGGAGCCACUCUCAUCCUAGCAGCUGUAUUUUUAGUUGUUUUAGAUCAGUUUCAACAACGAAGUGAAAAAGGAAACCAUACGAGUACUAAAUCAGAAAAAUUAUCAUUACCUUACACUUCCUUCCAUUUUCUGAAACUUCAGAAAAGAAGGUACCAAGACCAUGAUGUAGCGGUGUGA